AUGGCAAAAGGUGAAGGUAGCGGUGGUAUGAGUUUGGGGAUGAAAUUUAUUCGUCUACUCAUCUUCUUGUUUAAUAUCGUCUUUUUUCUGAUUGGUGUUGCACUAUUGGCAAUUGGUAUUUAUGUGAUGGUCGAUCCCAAAUUACAAACAGUGGGACAUACGUUUAAUUUUGAUUAUACCAAUGAUAGAAUUCAACAGGGUUUAUCCUAUAUCCAAAUAUUUGCCGUUACGCUCAUUGUUAUCGGUAGUUUUUUGGUUCUAGUAGGUUUUCUUGGUUGCUGUGGUGCCAUUAAAUCGUUUAAAUUUAUGCAUGUGCUCUAUGCGACUAUUAUUGGUAUUAUUAUUGUGGCUGAAAUUGGCAUUACAAUUUAUUUCGUUUCAUUUCAAUCAAAGUUUAAAGAGCAAUUAAUACCAAAGUUGCAAUUGUUAAUUAAUAAUACAUAUGCUGGGCCACCUAUUACGCCAGGAUCAAAUCCAGGAGCAGUAUCGUUAUCAUGGGAUUUGAUUCAAUACAAUAUGAAAUGUUGUGGAGCAGUGAGUAAAACUGAUUUCAACAGUGCAACAGUUUGGAAUCGUACCAAUCCAUACAAUUCCUCUUUACCUCAGUUCACUUAUCCUCUAACGUGUUGUCCUAUCGUAGCUCAAGGCAGUUGGAAUGAAUUACCGUUAGAUCAACUGCGUCAAGCUGAAAGAUGUGCCACGUAUGAUCAGGGUUCCGUAUACACACAAGGCUGUUAUGACAAAUUGAUGACAUUAAUUGCAACGUAUAAAAAUUCUGUGAUUAUUGGAGCCGUUGUCAUUUUAGUGGUGGAAUUAUUAGCAUUUAUAUUUGCCAUUUCGUUGUAUCGGAGAAAAGCCGACUACAACACAUUAUAG
This is a messenger RNA of Didymodactylos carnosus, 876 nucleotides long. NCBI's taxonomy places the organism in Eukaryota, Metazoa, Rotifera, Eurotatoria, Philodinida, Philodinidae. The record is from the annotation of a GenBank genome assembly.